GUGAUUAGAAUAAAGAAAAACAUUAGUGAGUAGCAAACUAAUUCUUUUAUAGAAAUAUUAACCGACCCUAUUUCGUAGUUUCAGUGGGCCAGUAGUUUUUAGAAAUUUAGAAAGUCUCGGUUGCAAAAAUUAUCCACAACUGCUUUGAUCACAACUGUUGGUACACAACGGUGCAUAUAUUUGGAUCAUCGUAUCGGUAGUCUAAAAUGUAAUACUUGUGCAAGUCAUAAGAAGCAGACUCCUUACGUUUUCUAGUGAAACUUGUGACUCUAAAAUAAACGCACGGUCAAAUGCGUGAAAUUGUAUGCAGUUCAUGUCAAGUCAAAUUAGGUUAAGCUGGGCGGCAGAAUUUUUACUUCAGUUUCCAUGUGCUUAUAAAAAUCGGCGAUCUGCCAUUCAAAUAGGCUUUACUUAUGGGAAGCUCGCUAUAUAUGAAGUUGCAGGUUAUUAUAUUUAACGUACGGCUACCUGUGUACGCAUCGAGCGAUGUGGAAGGUGUGUGGGAUUAAUGGCGUUAGCGCGCCAUAUUUGGUGUUACUGGGAGAAGCCUCCGGGAUAGACCAGCUCAAUUAUUUUCACCAUUGUCCGAUGAUCAAUAUUUUUGUUUCCUCUUCCCUCUGAUUGGUUAUUUACAACAACAAUCAAUAGCGUCUGCUUCCCCGUCAGUGCAAGUUAAACAUGACAAUUCCUUAAAAGUUCUGGAAAUGUUGCCGUCCUGCACUGGCGAAACGCACGACUUGUGAGCGACUGACCAGCGGCGGGGCAGAGGAACGUGUCUGCCUCUAACGCUGACGGGUGGACCAGGCUGUUGGAUGGUGAGCUUGUGGAGCGAAGGACUCGGACUGCCAUCUGGAAAGACGGGCACUCCUCGCACACAAACGCACGCGCGUGCUCACUCGGUGCACCAGCGAGAAAAGCAGCCAGCCGCGACACUGAAAACCAUCGGAAGGGAUUAAUCAUGUCCAAAACACUGAAGAAGAAGAAGCACUGGUCGAGUAAAGUGCAGGAGUGCGCGAUAUCCUGGGGAAACGGCCGGGAACUGAGCUCUGUCGUAGAGGUGAUGGGGGGCGCGGAGCUUGGCGAGUUCCCCUACCUUGGCCAGGUGAAGGCGGAAGCGAUGGCAUGUCAGCUCGGGCGGAUUCCCUGUCCGGGGGACGUGCUUUUGGAGGUGAACGGAACCCCUGUCAGUGGACUGACCAACCGAGACACACUCGCCGUCAUCCGCCACUUCAGAGAACCCAUCCGCCUGAAGACCGUCAAACCAGGAAAGGUGCUGAACACAGACCUGCGGCACUACCUCAGCCUGCAGUUCCAGAAGGGCUCCCUGGACCACAGACUCCAGCAGGUCAUCAGAGACAACCUCUACCUGCGGACCAUCCCCUGUACAACUAGACUGCCCAGAGAGGGAGAGGUUCCAGGGGUGGACUACAGCUUCAUCAGCGUGGAGGAGUUCCGCAUCCUGGAGGAGAGCGGGCUGCUGCUGGAGAGUGGGACUUAUGAUGGUAACUACUAUGGGACCCCCAAGCCCCCCGCCGAGCCCAGUCCCAUACAGCUGGACCUGGUGGACCAGGUCCUGUUUGACGAGCAGUUUGGCACAGAGGUGCAUCGCAAACGCACUACCUCUGUCAGCAAGAUGGACAGGACGGAUAGCACCGCCCCUGAGGAAGAGGAUGAUGAAGAGCGGCCAGCAAUCCUCAAUGGCCUCUCAGAUCAGCAGGGAGGAGCUGAAUGGAGGAGGGCUGUACCAGGCUACCCGCAGGGCAGCAGGGCAGUGGAGCUGCGGUCCUGGAGCUCUCUGCCCCGCGAUGGCAGCCCCGAACCACUGCCCAAGAACUGGGAGAUGGCCUACACCGACACCGGCAUGGUCUACUUCAUCGAUCACAACAACAAGACCACCACCUGGCUGGACCCCCGCCUGGCCAAGAGGGCCAAACCGCCGGAGAAAUGUGAGGAUGGAGAGCUUCCUUAUGGCUGGGAGCAGAUUGAAGAUCCGCAUUAUGGCAUCUACUACGUAGAUCAUAUCAAUCAGAAGACACAGUUUGAAAACCCAGUCCUGGAGGCAAAGAAGAAACUGAGCCAACAGGAGGCGCUCCCUGCCCCAGAAGAGAGGGGUGUGCGAGGAUUCACGCGGAACCCAUCCCAGCUGAAAGGGGUGGUGAUCCGCACAGCUCUUAGAAAGAGUUCCCAGGGCUUCGGUUUCACCAUCAUUGGGGGCGACCGGUCGGACGAGUUCCUGCAGGUGAAGAAUGUCCUCAGAGACGGCCCAGCUGCUCAGGACAAGAAGCUGGCAUCCGGUGAUGUCAUCGUGGAGAUUAACGGGACCUGUGUUUUGGGGAUGACCCACGCCACGGUGGUGCAGAUGUUCCAGGCCGUCCCGGUUCACCAGUGUGUGGACAUGGUUGUGUGCCGGGGCUACCCGCUGCCUGAGGACGUGGGCAGCGAUGAUGAGGAUGGUGGGGGUCAGGUGACUGUCAUUAAUGGGCAGCCCCUGCUGGUGAAGGGUGAGGCUCUCCGCGGCUCCUCCCAGGAGCUCCCCUACGUUGUCUGUGACGACGGCGCUGCCCCGCCCAACGGACCGGCCCCGAGCUUGCUGCAGCCGGAGCUGGUGAGCGUGGCGCUGGUGAAGGGGCCCGGCGGGUUCGGCUUCGCCAUCGCAGACUGCCCCCUGGGCCAGAAGGUGAAGAUGAUCCUGGACGCGCAGUGGUGCCGCGGCCUGCUCAAGGGUGAUGUCAUCAAGGAGAUCAACCGGCAGAACGUGCAGACGCUCAGCCACGCCCAGGUGGUGGACAUCCUGAAGGACCUGCCCGUGGGCCGCGAGAUCUCCGUGCUGGUGCUCCGAGGAGGUCAGACAUCUCCAGUGAAGAGCCUGAAACCUAAGCCGGAGAUGACCGCCAGCACGGAGACUCUGGACCGCGCUCCGGAUUCGACUGCGCACCCCCUACCCUUACCCCCAAGUGCCCUGAGAUCCAGCGCCCCAAAACCUGACCCCGCCGAGUUCUACCCCACCACCCCACGGUCCAGCGCCCCCAGAUCUGACCCCAUCGAGUUCUACCCCACCACCCCACGGUCCAGCGCCCCCAGAUCUGACCGCACCGAGUUCUACCCCACCACCCCACGGUCCAGCGCCCCCAGAUCUGACCCCGCCGAGUUCUACCCCAGUACCCCUCGAUCCAGCGCCCCAAAACCUGACCCCACCGAGCUCUACAUCAAGUCUAAGGCCCUGCAGGACAGCAAGCCUGCCAACACCAGAGACCUGGACGUGUUCAUUAAGAGAAAUCAGGAGUCGGGUUUUGGAUUCAGAGUUCUGGGUGGGGAGGGUCCAGAACAACCCGUGUACAUCGGCUCCAUCGUGCCCCUGGGCGCGGCGCAGAAGGACGGGCGGCUGCGAGCGGGCGAUGAGCUCAUCGGUAUCGACGGGGUGCUGGUGAAGGGCCAGUCCCACAAGCAGGUUCUGGACCUGAUGACCAACGCCGCCCGCAACGGGCAGGUCCUGCUGACCGUGCGGAGGAAGGUGACCCACACAGAUGGUGGGGAGGAAGACCUGCGCUCUGCCUUGGUGAACGGCUCCCCUCGGCUGCCGCGGAUUGAGGUGGUGGGCCUACUCGAACCCAAGUCCUACGACAUCACCCUCCAGCGCCAGGAGAACGAGGGCUUUGGCUUUGUCAUCCUCACCUCCAAGAGCAAGCCACCUCCUGGAGUAAUCCCUCAUAAGAUCGGGCGGAUAAUCGAGGGCAGUCCCGCGGGCCGCUGCGGGCGGCUCAGAGUCGGGGACCGCAUCUGUGCGGUGAACGGCCAGCCCAUCGUGGCUCUGGAGCACAGCGACAUCGUGCAGCUCAUCAAGGAAGCCGGCUACGCAGUCACCCUCACUGUGGUGCCGGCGGACGAGUAUAAUGGGCCUCCUUCAGGAAACAGCACAGCCAAGAACAGCCCUGCUCCACAGCAUCGAACCCUGAGCCACCGGGACGACAGGUACACUCUGGAUAUGGAGGAGAGCAGAGACGUUCUCACCUGGGCCGACUACAAGACCCUCCCCCAGCCUGAGCAGGGCACUCUGUGCAUCAUCGGGCCCAAUCCGGGCUGCUUCCUGGUGGAGCUGUCUCGGGGUCCACGGGGCUUUGGCUUCAGCCUGAGAGGAGGGCAGGAGUACAACAUGGGCCUGUUCAUCCUGCGGCUGGCUGAGGAUGGCGCCGCCCUGCAGGAUGGGAGGAUAAAGGUGGGGGACCAGAUCGUGGAAAUUAACGGUGAGCCCACGCAGGGUAUAACCCACACCCGGGCCAUCGAGCUGAUCCAGGCUGGAGGAAGCAAGGUGCUCCUGCUGUUAAGGCCCGGACCAGGACAUGGCCAGCUGGAUCGCACGCCUGCUUCACCCCCCGGAUGUCAAAGACAAGUUUCGUCGCUCAGUGUGUCCACCGCCUGCACCCCUCUGCCCCCGGCCUCCCCCGCCAUGCUCUCCUUGCCCCCCUCCCAAAAGCCCCCGAGCUCCAGAUGGGACGGCAGCGGCUCCUCCCCCCUGCUGGGGGAACCCCGGGGCUGCUGGGACAGGAACAGCACAGAGAGGGGUGUUCCAGGUCCGGACUGUUCCAGAGAGCACUGCCCUAAACUGUUCUUUAGCCCCGCCUCUCCAAACCUAAACCCCGCCUCUCCAGACAUCAGCCCUUCAUCUACUGACCUCAGCCCCGCCCCUUCGCACCACAGCCCCGCCUCUUCAGACCUCAGCUCUGCCCUUUCUGACCUCAGCCCCGCCCCUUCGCACCACAGCACUGCCUCUUCUGACCUCAGUCCUACCACAUCGGACCUCAGCCCCGCCUCUUCUGACCUCAGCCCUGCCUCUCUAGACCUUGGCCCUGCCCCUCCAGGCCCUGACUCCGCCCCUCCAGGCCCUGACUCCGCCCCUCCAGGCCUCAGCCCCGCCCCUCUGGACCUCACAAGGAUCUGCAGCUCAAAGGCGCUGUGCACUAACAGGCCCAGUGACACAGGGGGAUCCCCUUCAGACAUCAGAGCCCCGUCCAGCCUCUCCCCAGGCUGGGGCGGGGCAGGAGAGGGGGAGCAGAGACUGGGCACACAGCCCCCCCCCAAUAAGGGGGAGGAUACCCCACCUGGCCAGCAGCCACACAAACACCUGAGGAAGCAUGGCAGUCUCCCCAGGACACGGGGGGGGAGGAGAGGAGAGAGGGGUGUGAAACUCAGCAGAGAGAGAGAGGCAGCCUGUGAGAUCAGCACAGAGGAGGAGGAGGAAGAGGAGGAGGAAGGGGAGGAGAGAGGGGCGGAGCUCUGUGAGCAUGAAGAGGACAGGAGAGGGGCGGAGCUCGGUCAGAAUGGUAGCUGUAAAGACAGGCAGAGCUACUCCACUUCCUCCCUGGACAGGAAGCUGCCAGUUACUCCUGGACCCUGGAAAAUACCCAGCUCCGCCAGGAUUCUGACGCGAGAGGAAGUGAUGCGAGAGCCAUACUGAUGCAUCAUGGGUGGGGUAGUGAUGAGAGAAAUCCAUGUUCAUGAAAGCUAACAUAUGCAAACAGCAAUACAAUGAUUUGAGCCAAUCAUUCUAGUUUGCUGUGUAAAUGAAUAGAGUUUGUUUGGUUCGCACUAUACUGUGAUUCACUGCUUAUUGUAGCUCCAUUCAUCAUGGGGUUCAUGACAGUUCUCUCAUCACUAUGGAGACAGGCUUAGACAGGUAGCUGGGAUGGUGGGGGGGGAUUAUCAGUUUACCUGUUAUCUCACAUUCAUUUCAUCCCUUUAGCAACUAUAUAUUUUUACCAUGCUGGCAUCAAUAGAGUUCUUUCUAUUCACAAGUUCUUGUGUCCAUGAAAGUCUGUCCAGCCAAAAGUUAUCUUGUGCCAGCCAGGGAACUGUCAUUCUGCUUUAUAUGUGGGGGGUGGGUGGGUAGGGGGGGUGGGGUGGGGUGGGGAGCCCCCAGGUAUCACCAAAAUCAGAGAACCCUGCUUCCGACGGUCUCCUGCACACAUGCAAACUAGAGACACACAUCACAUAUAUACACAUAUAUACACAGGGGUUUUCCUCCCUGUGGGGGUUGUGUUACUGCAGGCACACUGGACACAUCUUUCUCCUGUUAUUCUCAUUUUGGCGCUGUGGAGAUGCCACCUGAUGCUGUCUGUCCACAGCUCAGAGUUCAGGAUAAUACUGUUCCAAUGCCAGAUUCAUAUCUGUACACCUAAGCUUUACCAUAUAUUUUAAAAGAGUAUUUUUGAACCAUAGAUGGGGCGGGUGUGUGUGUGUGUGUGCCCGUGCCUGGGUGCAUGUGUGUGCAUGUCUAUCUUUAUAAAGACCAGAAACUUGUGCUUAAGUAUAUAGUUUACCUUGUUCAUGGUAAAUCUAUCUUAUUGAACUAAAUAUGAAAAUAAGUUGUUCAGGUGUAAAUAUAAACAGGUUCAUCUGUACUGAGCCAGAACAGUUUCAGUCAGUGUUUUGGAGUGGUCAGUCCUUAUGAGGGUCUCUGAUAGAGUGGACAGGGCUAUGCUCACCACACACACAUGCUGGAGCGGUCCUGCUGUGUGCGUGUGUGUGUGUGUGUGUGUGUGAGCAGGGCUGGAGUGUUCCUGCUGUGUGUGUGUGUGUGUGUGUGAGCAGGUCUGGAGCAGUCCUGCUGUGUGUGUGUGUGUGUGUGUGUGUGAGCAGGUCUGGAGCGGUCCUGCUGUGUGUGUGUGUGUGUGUGUGUGUGUGAGCAGGGCUGGAGCAGUCCUGCUGUGUGCUGUGCGUGUGUGUGUGUGUGAGUGGGUCUGGAGCGGUCCUGCUGUGUGUGUGUGUGUGUGUGUGUGUGUGUGUGUGUGAGCAGGGCUGUUGCCUGUUGAGUAUUUAAACCACAUAGACUGUAUUGUACUUUAUUUAGCCACAGCUGGUGAUUUAACACCUCAAAGCCAUUCCAUCACAUCACAGGUGUGUCCACAGGUGUGUGGGAGAAGGGCAGCAUUUUCAGAAUUACUCAGUUGAGUGCUUUUUUAGGGACAUGCCAAAGGAAACAUCUCUUCAUGGCUCCAGUCUGUUGAAUUAACUGGCAAUUUCCACAUAGAGUCCUAAAAACCAACGUUCCUCUAAAAACCCUAAAAACCAGCGUUCCUCAGAACAACCACGCCACCCAUUUAGCUCUUGUGAGUUCCAAUACCAAACCGGACGCACAGCACAGCACUGAGCAUUGAUUAGAGGAAUACAGUGGUUGCAUGAUGAAUGAAUCCACGCUGCACAGUGUCCUGGACCGUGUUUCCCAUAUCAGGGUCUGUAUAUACGACUGUGGCCUUUCCUUGCUUCAGAAGAAACCUUGUGUCUCAGCUUCCUGUGCUCGUUCUAAGCCUUUAUAUAUUGUACAGCACCUUUAUAAAUGAUUGCAGACCACUCAUCCAGAAAAAGAUCUGUAAAUGGCUUCAUUAUUUUUUUAUGUAAUAAAAAAAGAUUUAAAGGGGUAAACCAUCUGGUGAUGGCUUUCUGUUCAUGCACUGUAAAAUAAAAUUUUACUGAAAAAAUUA
Anguilla rostrata (American eel) is the source of this 7475-nucleotide messenger RNA. Its product is annotated as membrane-associated guanylate kinase, WW and PDZ domain-containing protein 3-like. Gene Ontology annotation, cellular component: cell-cell junction; cytoplasm. Gene Ontology annotation, molecular function: protein binding. Bases 959 to 5452 code for a protein of 1497 amino acids. Gene Ontology annotation, biological process: signal transduction. The record is from RefSeq and is a predicted model, not a curated record. The transcript is spliced from 22 exons. Lineage: Eukaryota; Metazoa; Chordata; Actinopteri; Anguilliformes; Anguillidae.